Lolium rigidum is the source of this 2114-nucleotide messenger RNA. RefSeq lists its product as uncharacterized. NCBI's taxonomy places the organism in Eukaryota, Viridiplantae, Streptophyta, Magnoliopsida, Poales, Poaceae. The coding region runs from base 528 to 1919 and encodes 463 amino acids. The record is from RefSeq and is a predicted model, not a curated record. The transcript has 3 exons.
UCUACGCGCUCGACGACGGCAGCAACAUGCCGCUGCACCACCAGGUAAUCCACUCCCAACGAAGGCUUUGCUAUUUUUCAAUCGCUUCAUCCACAAUUACCGGCAACAAGUCGGCUUGAUUCCUCAACUACAAAAGGUCCAUAAUUUUGUAGCAGCCGCCAGAUAAGGAAGAUAGGCCAAUUAAGAGUGCUGAUAGACGAAUUUAGAGUCACAGUUCCUAUUGCAAAGUAGCGCGUAUGGUGUAGACUCCAUGUUUGCAUUAAUUCUCAGGAAAUAAAAACUUGAUAUACCCUGUUUCAUACACACAUAAAUGCACAACCUUGGUGAAUCUGAAGGGCACCAGGUUGCCCAUGUGUGCUUAGGAGCCAUUCACCUUUCUCAAACAGUUUACGCUCUAGAAAGUAUAUUGUUCUUGCCACUCUUCUAACUAUUUUCUGUUUUGGAUUUCUGAGCUCAGUUAUUUGGCAGCUAAAUAAUGGACCCAUUGCUUUUUGUUGCAGAAAUUGGAGGAAGAAGAUAGGCUCAGCAUGCUGACUGAUGAUAUUUUACUCUCUGUCUUGGGGAGAGUCAGUUUACAUAUGGCGGUCAGGACAGCCGUGCUUUCUACACGGUGGAGGCAUCUACCUUGGUUGCUGCCUGAAAUCAGCAUCGAUGUCGAGGAUUUCCUAUCUGUUCCAUGCACUGAACCUCUUGAGGCAAAUGAUAUGGAGGAAGCUAUGGUGUCUUUGACCAAAGCAACCAGGGGUUUCUUGGCUGAUCAGAAGAGAGGAUCCACCAUCUCAAGUCUGCACCUUAAGCUCUACUUGAUCAACGCUUUCUUGUGUGAAGUUGGCCCACUGGUAUGUGACGCGAUCGACAACGGUUUGCUGAAAGAUUUGGAUCUCACCGUUCUUGAUGAGACAGAUCCUUUGGACCGCAGUGACGAGGAUAUGCUGCAGCGAGCUCAAGAGAUCGAUACUUUCUUCCGUGCCUAUCCUAGUGUGCUCCACUGCCUCACAAAGCUCUCUCUGAAAAAUGCAGGUUUUGACAAAUUGGACAUGCACCAUGUCCUAUUUGACUGCUGCAAGCAACUGAAGCAUCUAAGCCUUUGUCAUUGUGAUACUGGCACUUACUCUGUCUUUAAGAUUGAUGCACCAAACUCAAAACUUUGUGUUCUAGACAUCGACAGGUGCCGCUUUGAGAGAAUCGAAUUGGCCUGCCUCCCGAAAUUGGAGACGUUCAUAUACACUACUUGGGUAUCUCAUCAUGUUCCAGUAACCUUUGGGUUUGUCCCAUCUCUCGGGGAAUUAGAACUCUCAUGUGGUAAAUUAUAUGAUCGAUUCCCAUUUAAAUUAAGUGAGCGGCUACAUGGCACAACAAGCAUACACAGUCUCACAUUGGACUUCGAAGGAGAAAAUCUUUGGUUGCAACCUGAGAUGGAGGAACUCUGCACCGCAUUCAACAAGCUAAAGAAGCUGUCCGUGUGUGGCGUGUUUGUGGAAUUUGAAAUUUUAUGGAUUACGGCCUUUCUCGUAGCAGCACCAUCUAUUGAAAAACUACAUAUUCAGGUAUGGAACCAUGCAUGUGAUGUGGGCGAGUUCAGAGGUGAUGCCUACCGUGACAGAAGCACUCCUCAGUGGGAAAUGCGCUUCAGUGGCUCCGAGAACAGGCUACUGAAAGAGCUAGAAAUCGAUGGCUUUAGAGCACUAGAACAACAGUUCAGAUUUAUAAGAUCCAUGUUGGAGCGCUCUCCCAUCUUGCAGAAGAUAAUUCUCAGAGGAGAUGACCAAUGCGACGACUGCAGACCUCUUGAUGCAUCACUCCUCCAUCCUUCGAAAUUUCCGCAGAAGGAUGAGGAAGAAAUGGUGGUUGAGAGGAUCAGAGACGGCAUAUUUUCGCCGGAGAUAAUUUUUGAUGAAGACCGGUCUCUGAGCAUCUGAUAUUUGUUUUUCAGAGUUGAAAUACAUACACUUGGCACAAACAUCUUAUUAUGCGAUACUUCUAGGUUGCGGAUUCUGUCUGAGUCUGAUAUUUGUUUGUACAAUAAUUUCGAUUGGUGUUUCGUCGGCGCGUUCAGUUCAGAAACUGGAGCUGUUGAUGUAUUUGAUUGUGAUCCUAGUUAUUUCGAUUAGUUA